Xenia sp. Carnegie-2017 is the source of this 249-nucleotide messenger RNA. Its product is annotated as sentrin-specific protease 7-like. The coding region runs from base 1 to 249 and encodes 82 amino acids. Gene Ontology annotation, biological process: proteolysis. Lineage: Eukaryota; Metazoa; Cnidaria; Anthozoa; Malacalcyonacea; Xeniidae. The record is from RefSeq and is a predicted model, not a curated record. Gene Ontology annotation, molecular function: cysteine-type peptidase activity. The transcript is spliced from 3 exons.
AUGAAACAGAUGAAUGAUAAACAUACGUGGUACGUUGGUCGUUCGACUCGUUACAUAAUACCUAAGGUACCACAGCAACCAAACUCAGUUGACUGUGGAGUUUAUGUCAUGAAAUUUGCAGAGAUGUUAAUUAAGGAACCAUUGACUGGAGAGAUGUUGAUGAAAAUUCCUGAUUUUCGCCAAUCAUUCGAUCAUGCCGAGAUAUCAGCCAUGCGAGAACGAGUCAAAUCACUUUUGUCAACAUUAUAA